AUGGCCAUCAAGAUGCUGAACUUGACCACAAGUUCUCCUGGAUGCGAAAGAAAUUGGAACAUUUUCAAAAUGGUAGAUGCAAAGAGGAGAAGUAAACUAGAUGUGGUCCGUAGAGACAAUCUGGUUUAUAUCCAGUUCAAUGGAAGAAUGAUUGAUAAAAGAAAGAAGCUCUCCUAUUCUAGUGAUGUUCUUCUUGGUGAAGAUGCGUCGCGAGCUCAUGAUUGGAUAUGUGAAGGUGCAUACGUAGAUGAGGAGAUUGAUCCCGUUACGGGGCUGUCAUACAACAUCAUUGAUGAAGCAAUGGGUGCUACUGAAGCUAUGGAGCCUCGUAGGAGUGCAAGAGUGAGAGAACUCCAUGAAGUUGAAGAGUUCGUUCCCGACGCAGAUGAAUCUGACCAUGAGAUGGACAUGGACGACGACAUAGAAUAUGAGUCCGAUGAUGGUGGUGUGAUGUCAACCAAAGACGACAAAGAUGAGGAGGAUAUGGCACAGCCUUGA
Molecule: messenger RNA, 498 nt
Organism: Lolium rigidum
Lineage: Eukaryota; Viridiplantae; Streptophyta; Magnoliopsida; Poales; Poaceae
Exons: 2
Coding region: 1-498 (165 amino acids)
Source: RefSeq, a predicted model, not a curated record